Messenger RNA from Cucurbita moschata (crookneck pumpkin), 754 nucleotides. RefSeq lists its product as uncharacterized. The transcript is spliced from 2 exons. Gene Ontology annotation, biological process: hydrotropism. The record is from RefSeq and is a predicted model, not a curated record. NCBI's taxonomy places the organism in Eukaryota, Viridiplantae, Streptophyta, Magnoliopsida, Cucurbitales, Cucurbitaceae. Bases 164 to 754 code for a protein of 196 amino acids.
UGUGAGGGAGUCGAGAGCCAUUUUUUUUUUUUUUUCUCGAGCCAAAUAUCUGACGUGGAGAUAUUCAUUUGGGUUCACUUUUUAAACCCUUGGUCCCCCGUCUACAUAUCAACAUUAAAAAUCUUAUCUUUCUUCUUCUAUUUACUUGAUUGACCGCCACCAUAUGGCCACUUACCCCGCCGUCAAUGUCGCCGCCGUGGACUGUCAAAAACAAGUCCAUUCAUGGCCACUCUGCCGAUCUCUCAUCGAAUUCCUCAUCCCCACUUGUAAUUGUGCCUUCGCUGAAGAAGAGCCAACGUAUUCCUCAAAGCCCUUAUUUCCCUCUCCCGCCACCGCCGCUAAUUCCGUCACUGGCAAAAUAUUCUGUUACCGGAGGAGAAAAGUCAACUUCUGUAUCCAAACCGCGAUUCUCGCUAGAUUAGCGUACAGAAUGUACUUCAACGGUAUGGAAGUUGGGUACACAUUAAGGUGGCAGGCUUCGGCGACGGACGUGGGGACGCUGCGGCGGAUGGGGACGGUGGUGGAAGGCGGCGGAAUCAUCGGCGGCGAUGGUGAAGAGCUCUUUGUUCCUCUUUGUUCUAAUCCUUUUGAGCUUGUGGUUUUUUGGGCAGCUUUUGGUGUUACAGUGGCCCUAUCUAUGUCACCACCACCUUCAAUUUGUCGUUUGGAUGAACAUUAUAUAAAUUAUAUGUCUGUUUGUGACGUGGAUGGAAAUCUUUUAGGCUGCCAAAAGAAGCCACGUGGGAAAAUUUAA